Columba livia (rock pigeon) is the source of this 2051-nucleotide messenger RNA. RefSeq names its product chromosome 16 C20orf96 homolog (gene C16H20orf96). The record is from RefSeq and is a predicted model, not a curated record. Bases 73 to 1254 code for a protein of 393 amino acids. NCBI's taxonomy places the organism in Eukaryota, Metazoa, Chordata, Aves, Columbiformes, Columbidae. The transcript is spliced from 11 exons.
GCAGGGGGCGCCCCUCCCGCCCCUUCCCGUGCGCGCGGCCCCACCCGGUUUCCGCACCCGGCCGCUGUCGCCAUGGAGACCGGCCCGGGGCCGGGAGACGGGGACGCGGGAGCCUGCGCAGAGAUGGAUGCACAGGUCCCGGGCGUUGGAGCACAGUCCAAGGGAACAGAUAACAGCAAACAGCAGAAGCCAGAAGCAGAGGAGAGGAAAUCUCCAGCCCACAAGGUGACUUUGCCACUGCACACCGACGAGGACAAGAAGAAGAAAGGGGAGAAGAACAAGCCAGUUUCAUUUACACUGAGUAAAAAACCACACUUGGCUUUGGAGACAUCAUCAUCCCAAGAGAAACACACAAAUUUUGCUGACAAGAAAUUAGCGCUUAGGAAGGCUGAAUUAGCUAAAGCCUUGGAAGAGAUCGAAAUGACCACGCAUCUGAUCGAUCUGAAGAAAAAUACCAUAGAGGAGCUGAAGCAGCGUGGUGCCCACCUGGCAGAGACCAACUGCCGUCUGAUGAGGUACAUCCAGCACACUGAUGACAGCACUGCCAAGCAAGCCAGGGUCCUGCUGCAGGAGUAUGAAGCAUUUCAGAGCGUGCAGGCAAUGGUGCAGACCCUCAAUCAGAAUCGGCUGGAUACAGCAAGGGCAGAGCUCCAGGAAACAGAAAAAACAUUGCAAAAGAACCUGGGAGAGCUACAGCAGCAGCUGGAGGAAGCCACAGCAAAGGUUCAGGUUCUCCAGGAGGAGCUCAGCACUCUGCGCCCCUACAUCAACGGGCACUAUCCAGAAGAAGAUAUCAAGAUCGUCUUUCUGCAGCAUAGCAUCGAGAACCUGAAGAAGCAACAGCAGGUGGAGACAGAAAAGACAGAAAAAAUGGUGGAGGCCAUGUUGGAAGAAUUGCAAGCAAAGGCACAGGCGGAACAAGAGGCAAUCCUGCAGAAAGUCGUGGAGGAGAUGUUGCUGCACCAGGAUGGCCUGAAGCAGAUGAUGAUAAACAACUACAUUCUGCAACGUGAAAUACUGAGGCAGAGGGAGGUGAGCGAGCUGGGGAAGAGCCGGCGCAGUGCGGCAGAGCCGGCCAUCCUGAGCCCUUGCCCGUCCGCAGGACUUUUUUGCCUUAGUGGGGCUAAUAAAGACCUGGAAAAGGAGAUUGGCGAGCUGAAGAUAAGUAUCCAGACACUGCGCCAGAGUGCAAGAGACCCAAGAGAGAUGAUCUUUGCUGACGUUCUUCUCCGCAGACCGAAACGUCACUGUUAAACCUACACCCAGCCUGGGGAAUAACCUCACAGUUACGUUGGGUUCUGCUUGGGAAGACACUGCAGGUCUCAUAGUAUUGCCUAAGAGCAGCUGGGAACAAGGAGCAUUCCUGGCGAGGCAGGUCUUGCCCACCUGGUUGUGUGAAAUGGCAGCAGUGCACUGGGGGAACAAAGAUGGGCAGCUAUUUCACCUAAUAUGUAAAAAAAAUGUGUCGAUGGCAUUGGCUGGCAGAAAAAUAGCAAAACUUUAUGAUCUUUCUCCCUGCUCCUCCCCUGCCCCAGUUCUCUGGUAGCGAAUCACAUCCAGAGCGCAGGUUGUGGGUAAUCCCCGCUCCCACUUGCCAGGGUGCGCUCUGCUGGUACUGGAGGUAAGAAUUACACAGCGCAAGGCGAAUCCUUACUUAGCGUGGACAGGGAGAAGGCCCUGCCAGCUCGGUGACAGAACACCGGGCUCUCCUCGCAGGGACAGACCCGGCAGGGCCAGCUCUGCAGGCUGACGCUCAGCAGCACCCAGCUGUGACAGGCUGUUUUCCAACAGACCCACAACAGGCUGAGGCCAUAAUGCUGCCCAUUGUCCUGCAGCAGCGAGGACAAAUCACAGAUGAUUCAGAGCUGCUGAGGUACCUCAGCUUCCUGCGCUGCCCGCUGACCAGGGGUACAAACCUGAGAAAAAAUGGGUCAAAGAUGUUUGAAUCUUGAGUAUGCUGUCACCCAAAACCCGUAGUUGUGCACAGAACAGUGUGCAUAUGCACUUUUAUUUACAGCAGCUGCCUAUACAAAUUGUUCUUGGCACAGAGA